GCCCGGGCCCCGCCCACCGCUGCCUUCCUCUGCUGGGCGCCAGCUGCUGCUUAGGCCUGAGCGAGAGCCGACGGCGGGCGGGCGCAGCUGCAGCCUGAGCGCCGGCGGGGCUGGUGGGCCCCGCACCCUCUCUCCUCCUCACUGCCCGCGCCCUCGGACAUGGUGGCCCCCGGCUCUGUGACCAGCCGGCUGGGCUCGGUGUUCCCCUUCCUGCUGGUCCUGGUGGACCUGCAGUACGAAGGUGCUGAAUGUGGAGUAAAUGCAGAUGUUGAGAAACAUCUUGAAUUGGGCAAGAAGUUACUUGCAGCUGGACAGCUAGCUGAUGCUUUAUCCCAGUUUCAUGCUGCAGUAGAUGGUGACCCAGAGAACUAUAUUGCUUACUAUCGGAGAGCUACUGUCUUUUUAGCUAUGGGCAAGUCAAAAGCAGCGCUUCCUGAUUUAACUAAAGUAAUUGAAUUGAAGAUGGAUUUCACUGCAGCAAGAUUACAGAGAGGUCAUUUAUUACUCAAACAAGGAAAACUUGAUGAAGCAGAAGAUGAUUUUAAAAAAGUGCUCAAAUCUAGCCCAAGUGAGAGCGAAGAAAAGGAAGCCCAGCUGCAGCUUGGGAAGGCUGACGAGAUGCAGCGUUUGCGGUCCCAAGCGCUGGACGCCUUCGAGAGCGCGGACUACGGCGCCGCUAUAACCUUCCUUGAUAAGAUUUUAGAGGUUUGUGUUUGGGAUGCAGAACUACGGGAACUUCGAGCUGAAUGUUUCAUUAAAGAAGGGGAACCUAGGAAAGCGAUAAGUGACUUAAAAGCUGCAUCAAAAUUGAAGAAUGAUAAUACUGAGGCUUUUUUUAAAAUUAGCACACUGUACUAUCAACUAGGAGACCAUGAACUGUCUCUCAGUGAAGUUCGUGAAUGUCUAAAACUUGACCAGGAUCAUAAAAGGUGUUUUGCACACUAUAAGCAAGUGAAGAAACUGAAUAAGCUGAUCGAGUCAGCCGAAGAGCUCAUCAGAGAUGGCAGGUACAUGGAUGCAACCAGCAAAUACGAAUCUGUCAUGAAAACAGAGCCAAGUGUUUCUGAAUAUACGAUUCGUUCAAAAGAAAGGAUUUGCCACUGCUUUUCUAAGGAUGAGAAGCCUGUUGAAGCUAUUCGAGUAUGUUCUGAAGUUCUGCAGGUGGAGCCUGACAAUGUGAAUGCUCUGAAAGACCGAGCAGAGGCCUAUUUGAUAGAGGAAAUGUAUGAUGAAGCUAUUCAGGAUUACGAAACUGCACAGGAACACAAUGAAAAUGACCAGCAGAUUCGGGAAGGUCUAGAGAAGGCACAGAGGCUAUUGAAACAGUCACAGAAACGAGAUUAUUAUAAAAUCUUGGGAGUAAAAAGAAACGCCAAAAAGCAAGAAAUCAUUAAAGCAUACCGAAAAUUAGCUCUGCAGUGGCACCCAGAUAACUUCCAGAAUGAGGAAGAAAAGAAAAAAGCGGAGAAGAAGUUCAUCGACAUAGCGGCUGCUAAAGAAGUUCUCUCGGAUCCAGAAAUGAGGAAGAAGUUCGACGACGGGGAAGACCCGCUGGACGCGGAGAGCCAGCAAGGAGGCGGCGGCAACCCUUUCCACAGGAGCUGGAACUCGUGGCAGGGCUUCAAUCCCUUCAGCUCAGGCGGACCUUUUAGAUUCAAAUUCCACUUCAAUUAAACCAGCUGUUUUUCUGCUCCUCUUCCUUAAUUUUUUUAAAGAUUAAACACAAAGAAACCUUGUUCCAGGAUCCUAAUGAAAAAAAAAAAAAAUUCAAAUCUUUUAAUUUGUCCAUGACCAAAGAGUUGUUUUACUAGGAAAGAUCGUUUUAUCCAUUUUAGGCCGGAGGCUGGUGGGUGCUCGGAGGCAGGGAGGCGGAGCCGGCUCUGCGUCGGGCACAGCGGCCCCUGCGGACGCGGAGGGUCUGGAAGGGUCUGCGGCGGGCGCGCCUGUGCCGGGGCCUCGGCAGGGCCGCGCGGGAGCCGCGGGGCAGAGGACAGCAGUGCCGACGUGGGUGCGGAGCCCCGAGCUCGUGUUUUAGGAUUCGCGAAGAGAAUGGCAGCAUUCCGAGUCGUACGUUCUUAGGGACGCCUUCGCUUAGCUUCCGGUCGCGCAGUCGCUCGCAAAUACCCGUGAAGUGGCAGAGCCUCCGCGGCCACACGCAUCUCCGUCUCCGCCGGCCUGAGCGCGGCGGCCCCAGGAGGGACGGAGCCUUCGAGGAACCCCGCUGCCAGGUGGGAGUGGCGCUGCGGGUGUAGACGCUGGAUGGACGUGCGGCGCGUCUGCUGUGUCGGGCGCCUGCGAGGGAACACGAGGACCGCGGACGCAGAAUGAGCCGUAAACUCAUCUGGGCUCUUCGGUUUACCGUGGAACGAAAGAGAAGUCAGGCACGACGUAGGUCCGGAUCGGAGAGCGGUGGUGUCACUUGCAGUAGGCUUGCGGUGCGGAGUGAAAUGCUCCAGCCGAAGUCGGAGCUCCGCAGACCUGCCUGCAACAGGACUGCCUUAGAAAGGGAAAGUUGCUCCCAUGCUCCCCGCUUUUAAUAAAGGCGGCGGGGCGGCCUCUCCCGGUCCUGGCCGACCCUCCCGGACUGCAGUCCCGCCCUCCGCCCCCCGUGGGCUGUCUGAGGCCGGGGUUAGACAGGAGACCCGCCCCUGACCCGCCCCCGAUGCCUCUGGUUGUCCCUAGAAAAAAAUACACGUUUACAAAUGUAGUCGCUCUGGCUGCAUGCCCACCAUCCAGAAGGCCUCUCUUCCGGUCCCUUCUUACCUUUUAAGAGACGAACUUAUUCAGUCUUUGGAUACUGGAUAAUUUUUUUCCCUAAAAACUGAGUGUUAACUUUAAUCAAGAACAUUAAAUAUUUACAGAACUACUGAUGCUGCAUUUAAACUCUAAGAGAAUUACUUUAGUCAAGAAUUACUACUUUCAUUAUGGAAAGGUUUUCUUGUUUCGGCCUCAGAGCAUUCUGAUGAGUAUGGGUCUAAUAUAUUGUUUUUCUGAAAUCAAGCAUUUUAAUUUCCGUGGCGGGAGGGGUCCUGGCCACAGCAGCCAAGCACAGAGCCUUUCCUUCCACAGUCAUCCUGAAAUAUAUGUGGAGAAAUUUCUCUAAACGGAGGGAAAAAGUCACAUAGUUGAACUGAGCAGAACGCCUGUGUGCUUUCCGCAUCCUAUUUAAAGUCUGUUUCGUACCAAUAAACUUAAUGCAUUUUGAAAAUUAGUGAAUAGUUUGCAGCUUUCCUUUUGUUUUAAGGUCUCAAAAUUCAAGCCAGUGCUGAAAGGAUCUCUGAGGGAAAUUCGUUUUGUUUCUUUCAUCCUAGCGAUCUCAUGACUCCAUCACAUCAGCACUGUUCGCCAGCCUGGUUCUUUGGCACAUGAUGUCACUGGGACCGUUUUGCAGUCUAGCAAUGGCCUCUACCUACUUUUAAAGUACGAAUUUUCACACAGAAUCAGAACAGUAAUAUGAAAUCACUUGCCUUUCCAUUCAGAGAAGACGAUGAGAAGUCACCCCAAGGAGCCCGAGGGAGUCAGGACGGUGUUGGGCUGGCCGGUGGGAGCUGCGUCCCGGUGCUGGUUCCGUCGCUCACCGUCAGGCGCUGCCCAGACGGCUGCUGGCGUGGCUUUGUCCACACCGGUAAUAAACCUGUAAUUCCCAUUCCUGAAAUCUUACCGCGGACUCAGAUUAGUCACCGUAACUGAAAUGUGCGGUUACUUGCUGGUGUUCAGUGCAGAAAGGGGCUAUGUGCCAAGUGCCGGCGCCACAGAGAGACUUGAGGACAGUGUCGGCCGGAAGUCCGGCCCUGCCGGCCCCGGCCCUGAGAGAGGCUCCGGGUGCGGAGGGCCAGGCCUUUGUCCCGCCGGCCCGCUGGGAGAGCUCGUCCACCGAUGGACCGCAUGGGACUGACAGGCAUUUGACUUGCUUUUGGGUUCCUUCCACUUGCCAGUCUCCUGGCUCUUGUUUCUGGGGCCUGCAGCUACCUGGUAAAUGGCUCUUUCUGGAAAAGUAAAAUCACAGGGGUACCUAGCCUUAGCUGUAGGAGAUUCCUUUCUUAAAUUCCUUCCUUGCUUUUUGGAAAGCUUCUGAAAUGGAGUAUCACUUGUCUGGACAUUGUGGAUAUUUUCCACAGCAGCAAGUAUUAAACACAUCAACCUAAAAACAUGAGAAGGUUCUAAAAGGAGAAUAAAUUUAUUGCCCAUUUUUGAAACUCUGCUUUCUUGGUAUGGAUAAAUGAAAACGUGAAAACAAAAACAACUGUAAUAGUUUACUACUGUGAAUUGGAGGGACGUAAUGCUAACUUUAAACCAUCUUUCUCUUUGGUCAGUAUUAAAAAUGUAUCUUUAAUCAGUAUGAAAACAACUUUUUUGGACUCUGAUAAUGGAAUGUAAAAACUACCCAUAUAUUUUUUUUUUAAAGGGGAAAAUAACCAAGUAGGAAAAAAGUUAAUAGAAUUACAAUUUGAAAUUGGCAGCAUUUCCUGUUCAUGGUGGAAAAUGGAAAAUUUCACUUCAUGAAAACAGAAGUUGUGGCAUUUGCCAUGAAAAAAAUGCGUAAGAUGCUUAAGUUAAAAACGCUUCCUCAGUCAGGCUGGGUUGGAGCUGCCUCCCUUUAAGCACAGGGCGCCGGCGAGGGCCUCGCGAAAGCUCUGAGUGCCAGCCGUGCUGUGAGCUCGCGAACUCCAUGCAACUUAAUUGAAUGUAGUGACUUUCCCGUACUUAGAAAGGAAGGAGGAAGGCAAAUGCUAAUUUGUCGGCAAAUAAUAUCCGUAUUCUAAAUCAGAUCAUUCCUUUUGUUAGUAGCAGAGUCUGUUCUGCAAUUGCAAAUGAUAUUAAUAGGUGGAUUUUUUUUUUUAAAUGGAUGAUCUCAUUUGCUGAAUGAUUUAAGAGUACAGUUAGCCACUGCGUGGCUUUACGUAGAGUGACAGGUUUUGCACUGGUCUGCGGUGGCCUCUUUCCUGCAGUGGAAAGCAGAGCGUGGAGGAAGAAAACGUGGAGAUGUUUGAGAAGUUAAACUGCUACUCCUGCUAGAAGGCUGUUGCUGGUUCUGAAUGAGACAAGACUAAUCCAUCUCAAUUUAGUGUUUUAAUAGAGAAAAUUAAUUGAAAUGGGUCUCAGAUAUGUCUGCAAAUAUGGGUACUAUUUUUAUGCCUGUGUAUUUUCACAUUUAAUAAAAAUAUUUAUGGUCAAA
Mustela erminea (ermine) is the source of this 5176-nucleotide messenger RNA. RefSeq names its product DnaJ heat shock protein family (Hsp40) member C3 (gene DNAJC3). The record is from RefSeq and is a predicted model, not a curated record. NCBI's taxonomy places the organism in Eukaryota, Metazoa, Chordata, Mammalia, Carnivora, Mustelidae. The transcript is spliced from 12 exons. Gene Ontology annotation, biological process: protein folding in endoplasmic reticulum. Gene Ontology annotation, molecular function: misfolded protein binding; protein-folding chaperone binding. Gene Ontology annotation, cellular component: endoplasmic reticulum. The coding region runs from base 160 to 1674 and encodes 504 amino acids.